AUGUCACAAAAGCCGACGGAUGUUUACGCUUAUGAUUACAUCGACAGCGCGCAUCCUAACGAGCUGCUGGAGACCCUGAGACACUUCUACCUCACCGGUGCCUUUACUGACGUUACGCUACAAUGUGCCGAGUCCGGACAGGUGUUUCAGUGCCACAAAGCGAUGCUCUCAGCCUGCAGCUCCUAUUUCAAAGUGAUGUUUACGGCAGAUAUGAAGGAGAGAUCCGACAGUGUGAUCAAACUGUCUGGGGUGCGCUGUGGGGUUCUGGCGGAUUUGGUUAACUACGUUUACACAGCCCAGGUGCGCAUCACAGAAGACAAUGUUCAGAGUUUACUGGAGGCUGCAGAUCUAUUCCAAUUCAUUUCAGUAAAACGGGCCUGCGAAGAGUUCCUCGUGCGCCUCCUGGAUGUUGAUAAUUGUUUGGGAAUGCACGCUUUUGCGCAGCUGCACCUGUGUCACAGUUUGGAGCGGGAGGCUCAGAGGAUGACGCUCAGCAGGUUUUCAGAUAUCAUACAACAGGAAGAAAUGCUAGAAUUGGAACUCGAAAGGAUGAAAACAUUUUUAUUAGGUCACAGUUUUGGGGUGCAGUCAGAAGAAAUUAUACUGGAUGCAAUAACGAAAUGGAUAUGCCACGAUAUUAAUAGACGUAUUCAGUAUGUUGGUGACCUAUUACGCACCAUUAAUCUAGAUUUGGAUGAGAACUACAGUAAUGCGUUUGAGACACAUGGACAGCUUUUACUUGCUAAUGAGGAAAAUGUGAAAUCUUUCAUCAUACAAGCAGCAAAGUCAAGCAUCAAGGGUCUACCCACAAAGAGAAAAAUGUCUUCUCAAAAUAUGUACAUCAUCGGAGGAUAUUAUUGGCAUCCUUUAUGUGAAGUUCAUAUUUGGGAUCCGAUAAGUAACACAUGGAUACAGGGGAAGGACAUGCCGGACCCUGACAGAGAGAGUUACAGCGUGAGUUUACUAGGAGCAAAUAUCUACGUGUCUGGAGGUUACAGAACUAACACGGUGGAGGCCCUGGAUGAGGUCUUUGUUUAUAACUGUGAUGGGGACGAAUGGACUCAGAGCUGUUCAAUGAUAACAGCCAGAUAUUACCACUGCUCUGUGGCGCUGCAUGGAUGUAUUUAUGCAAUAGGAGGCUAUAGGGGAGGGGCCCCAGAGAAAGACUGCGAGUUUUAUGACCCCUUAAAAAAACAGUGGUUCCCAGUGGCGCAAAUGAUUCAAGGUGUUGGAAAUGCCACAGCAUGUGUAAUGGGAGAUAAGAUCUAUGUGACUGGUGGCCAUUAUGGAUACAGAGGUAGUUGCACCUAUGAAAAAGUUCAGGUUUUUCGAUCCACUGUGAACGAGUGGAGUGUUAUUACCAUAAGUCCUCAUCCAGAGUAUGGCUUGUGUUCAGUGUCUCUCAACAAUAACAUGUACUUGGUGGGAGGACAGACCACCGUGGCGGACUGCUACAGCCCAGACAGUAACAAGUGGAAAACAAUUUCAGAGAUGAAAGAGCGCAGGAUGGAGUGUGGGGCUGUUGCCAUAAAUGGUUGCAUUUAUGUAAGUGGGGGAUAUUCCUAUUCAAAAGGUACUUACCUCCAGAGCAUUGAGAAGUACGACCCUGAACUGGACUCAUGGGAGAUUGUAGGUACUCUGCCCAGCCCCACAAGGUCUCACGGAUGUGUUUGUGUUUAUAGUCUUUAGUUGUUUGUUAUGAUAGUAUGAGGUGUAAAACUUUUUCAAAUCUUCUU
Molecule: messenger RNA, 1736 nt
Organism: Boleophthalmus pectinirostris (great blue-spotted mudskipper)
Lineage: Eukaryota; Metazoa; Chordata; Actinopteri; Gobiiformes; Gobiidae
Gene: klhl23
Product: kelch-like family member 23
Exons: 3
Coding region: 1-1689 (562 amino acids)
Molecular function (GO): protein binding
Source: RefSeq, a predicted model, not a curated record